CCGGCGCGGAGUGAGAACCGGGUCGCGGCUGCUUACCGCCGCUGCCCGUUCAUCGCGGGAGCGUCUGUCUUGGGCACCCAGGCCGUCUGCAGGCUGGGGACCGUUCUCGGCAUCUGCCCUUGUAGUCAAUUCCUGAGUAACACAUUCACCUUUCACGGGUAUUUCUAGUUUUUAAGGCCCUAGGAAGAAAGGGAGGCUGAUUCUUGUGUAUCUUCCUGCUGAAGUCAGGCUAUUCCUCGGUGUCUGGAGGGCUGCUGCGUGGAAGAGUUAGCUGCCUUUGGGAGCGGCAGGUGAUGGGGCCAGGUAAGUGGCAGGGGGGCAGAGUCCAGCUCCAUGUCGAAGGAUAAUCACUUCAAAAUGAAUUGAGCCGCUCUGGGAGAUAAAGAGCCCCGUAUCACUCAGUCAAGUUUAUACUCCAGACCGAUCACGCCGGAUCUAUAAAGCAAGGAGCUUUACAGAGGGCAAAGGAGCAGAUUGCUAAAUAGACCCAGGGCCUGCUGUUGUGAGAACUGGCUGCCUGUUAUGGCUGAGAGUCACAUUAGUGAUGCUGAUGCUGUCAUUUGUUCACAGACUCCUUCGUCAUUAGACUGAGUCCAGGGGCUGUGCCUUUUGCUGCUGUGUCCCCAGCACCAAAAGCCCGCCUACAUCAUAUAGCAGAUGCCCAUUAAAUGCCAAUUAGCCUGGACUGAAAUCUUCAGGCACUGACUUGGUCACAGUUAUUAUGCGCUAAAUACCAACAGAGGAGUGCCUCAGAUCUUCCCAGGCAUGAAGUGUCCCUGCAACAACUGAGGAAGGGGCCAGAACACGGACCACUCUUGGAGAAAUAACUAUCUGGGAAGCUCCAAUAACCACCUUUUAGAUGCAGUGCAAAUAAAACCAAAUGCCCAGCACCUUCAAAGUUGCAAACAAAUUUUUUACGGGUCCUGGGAAAAAAAUUCUAGUUUGGAGACAACUUAGAAUUUAAACAGAAAAGGUAACCUUCCCAGAAAAAAGAUCUACCAGAGCAGGACCAGGACUUUGUGAACUAAGCAGAGCCUCUAGUCAGGCAGACCAAGAAUGCAGGCAAGAGAGAAGAUUCUGUCAAACACUCCUGUAACUUCACCACAGGCACAAAGGAUCCCUUCACAUCCCUGAGGGUACAAAAGGAUCAACAGGCUGCUAGGACCUUGGCACUGUGGUAUCAAAGUGGUCUAGGCAGAUUAUCAAAGUAGGUGUCCCCGGAGCUGUCCUGGUUCCCAUGCACACCAAGGAAAGGGUCACUUUAUUUUCUGUUUGUUUUUAUUUAUGCUGUUUCCCUGUGUGCUUUAUUCUUUUUAAAUGUGUGCCAGCGGUUGUAUUUGCAAAAUUGUUUGUAGAAAUGGUUUAGUUAUGGGGGUGAUGUUACGUUUCUUCAGCAUAGACUUGUGCUUGCUUCUCUUAGGUAUUUGGGAACAUUGAAAACUGGACCAGCUCAGUCCAGUUUCAGGGCUUGAGAAGAUUUGAAGUACAGCACUCACAGCUGUCUGUCUCCCUCUGGUUUUCCCUUAUUCCUGUGAUGCUGCCCUUUCAGUCCCAUCCCAAAGGGAGGAAGUUGAGGUAGAGUCCCAGCACGGUGAACCUUGGACUUCAAAAGCUGCUCCUCAUGCUCACGUGUCAGUUAGUGGACCUUUGUGGCCUCUCCAUGGCCUCUUCCAGUGCUGCAUGUGCUGCAGUUGAAACACAACUUCAAGUGUCUGACCACCUUUGCCAGGUCUAUUUUUCCCAGAAUCAUGACCUGAUGGAUGCCCCAUUGUCUUAUAACCUCUCCAGUGCUUCACACAGAUGUUUCAUCUAUUUUGCCCAGCUUUUCUAAUCAGUAGUCUGCAGAAAGGUUACUACAAAUUAACUUGUUAGUUGUCAGUGGACAUUGAAGCUAAACGUGGAUCAAGCCCAGAGAGGUGAGUCAAUCAUCAAGGUUACUCUUUUGUUGUUGAGCAGGGCAAGGUUUGCUGUCUGGCUGUCUGGGCACUUUUAGGGUGAGAGAACAUGGACUGUGACCCUUCAGGUUCUUGUAGGUUUCAGAACUGAUGCACCAUGGACAGAUACAAUGAGACCUCCUCUGUAUUUGGAUUCAUUCUCCUGGGUCUCUCAGCCCACCCAAAACUGGAGAAAGCGUUCUUUGUGCUCAUCCUGUCAAUGUACCUGGUGAUUCUGCUGGGCAACGGGGUCCUCAUCCUGGUGACCAUCCUGGACUCCCACCUGCACACGCCCAUGUACUUCUUCCUGGGGAACCUCUCCUUCCUGGACAUCUGCUACACGACCUCCUCCGUCCCCCUCAUUCUUGACAGCUUCCUCACUCCCAGGAAAACCAUCUCCUUCUCAGCCUGCUUUGGGCAGAUGUUUCUGUCCUUUUCCAUGGGAGCCACAGAGUGUGUGCUCCUGGGCAUGAUGGCGUUUGAUCGCUACGUGGCCAUCUGCAGUCCCCUUAGGUACCCUGUGGUCAUGAGCAAGGCUGCUUAUGUGCCCAUGGCUGCUGGCUCCUGGGCAGCUGGUAUCAUCAACUCUGUAGUACAGACAUCUCAGGCAAUGAGACUGCCCUUCUGUGGGGACAAUGUCAUCAACCACUUCACUUGUGAGAUCUUGGCUGUCCUGAAGUUGGCCUGUGCUGACAUCUCUAUCAAUGUGAUCAGCAUGGGGGUGGCCAAUGUGAUCUUCCUGGGGGUGCCAGUUCUGUUCAUCUUUGUCUCCUAUGUCUUCAUCCUCACCACCAUCCUGAGGAUCCCCUCAGCUGAGGGCAGGAAAAAGGCCUUCUCCACCUGCUCUGCCCACCUCACUGUUGUGGUUGUCUUCUAUGGGACCAUUCUCUUCAUGUAUGGGAAGCCCAAGUCCAAAGACCCACUGGGGGCAGAUAAGCAGGACCUCACAGACAAGCUCAUCUCCCUCUUCUAUGGGGUGGUGACCCCCAUGCUGAACCCCAUCAUCUACAGUCUAAGAAACAAGGAUGUGAAGGCUGCUGUGAAGAGCCUGGUGGCUCAAAAACACCUAACUGAGUGAUGCCAUUAAACUAUGACUGACAGAAUGCUUGACCUCCACACUCCUACUUAUGGGAGGAGGUAACUCAGAGUAAAAAAAACUUUUCUCGGGUCUGUACCAUGGACCUUGAGACCAGGAUUGAAAAAAAAUAUAUACUAUUUUCCUCUGUCUUUUCAUAAACAAUGGAAGCUUCCUUUAAGAACUGAGAAGGAAAGAGCCUUCACAUUUCUGGAGAUGCUGGCUAGUUACUAGCAUUUAUUCAUACCAUAACUAUUUUAUGCUAGAAAAUGAAUGGUUACCUUAUGUCUUCUACUACCAAGGCUGGUACAUAUCUGUAAGGAGCCACUGAUUUAUGCAAAGCUAAGCGACAAAUGCAAAAGCUGGUUUCAGCGGCACUGGGUUCUUUCUCUGCACUACUUGACUUUGUGUAGAAUGGCUGGAGGUAGUGCCUACUUUGGUGGUAUCCCAGAGGCCUUUGUGUAGUAAGAAAAAUAACAUUCACACUCUCAUGAUGUGUUGGCGAUUGGACCAUUAUGGAUUCUUCUCCACUCUUAGCUCCAAGAAAAGAGAGGUCUUACCAUAGCCUUAUGUGUGAGGAGAUACAGAAAUGUUUGCAGUCUUCUCUCCCUACUGCAGCUGCAAUCUCACAGUGGUGUAGGACUGCAUAUCAGAGGCAGUAGCCCUAAUCUUUUCUUUCCCACACAACCCAUACCAUUACCAUUAACACCUACCAACAUGCCUAUGGAUGUGCCCAGACUGUAAUGCAAUAAAAGCUGGACAGGAUGGCACAUUCCUGUACUCCCAGAACUCUUGAAAGCCUGAGGAAUGAGCAUCACAAGUUUGAAUACAGCCUGCGCAACUUAGUGACUUAGUGAGACUGUCUCAAAAUUGAAAAUGGU
Molecule: messenger RNA, 3890 nt
Organism: Chinchilla lanigera (long-tailed chinchilla)
Lineage: Eukaryota; Metazoa; Chordata; Mammalia; Rodentia; Chinchillidae
Product: olfactory receptor 2S2-like
Exons: 1
Coding region: 2053-3012 (319 amino acids)
Biological process (GO): G protein-coupled receptor signaling pathway
Cellular component (GO): membrane
Molecular function (GO): G protein-coupled receptor activity; olfactory receptor activity
Source: RefSeq, a predicted model, not a curated record